Molecule: messenger RNA, 261 nt
Organism: Sphenostylis stenocarpa
Lineage: Eukaryota; Viridiplantae; Streptophyta; Magnoliopsida; Fabales; Fabaceae
Source: the annotation of a GenBank genome assembly
AUGGCUACACCCAGUCACUGCCGCUUCAACGUCGCUACUCACCUAAGGCCACCUAUCACAACCCAUCGCCAUCACCCAGCCACCGCGGGUUUUGGUCGUGCCACCGGCCUCCACCUUAGCCCUAACCCCUCCGCAUCUCCAUCUCACCCACGGCCCAUCACCGCCUCCCUGGCGACCACCAUGACGACCCCAACCGACCUCGAAUCACCCCAGCCAUCUUCUACCAGCGGGGCUCGCCCCACCUCCACCCUCAAAUACUGA